Metarhizium acridum CQMa 102 is the source of this 5172-nucleotide messenger RNA. Lineage: Eukaryota; Fungi; Ascomycota; Sordariomycetes; Hypocreales; Clavicipitaceae. The record is from RefSeq and is a predicted model, not a curated record.
AUGCCGUCUCCAGCACGGGAGGCAUUCCAGGUUGGUUGGAUCUGUGCCUUGCCGGUUGAGGUCGCCGCAGCCAAGGAGAUGCUGGAUGUGAAUUUCGGCGUGCUCGAGGAGCAAGACAGCACAGACACGAAUUCAUACACCUUGGGACAGAUUGGCAAACACAACGUCGUAAUUGCUGGGCUUCCGCAGUACGGCACCACUUCAGCCACGACGGUGGCAAUCAACAUGACGAGAACCUUUUCCCGGUCGUUACGGAUCGGGCUGAUGGUUGGCAUUGGAGCAGGGAUUCCAUCUGCCAACCAUGAUAUACGGCUGGGCGACAUCGUGGUCAGCUACCCGGAAGGCACAUGCGGUGGGGUUCUUCAAUAUGAUAUCGGAAAGGUUGUGGAAGAUGGCACGCUCCAGCGAACCGGGUCAUUGAAUAGCCCUCCCCGAUCACUGCUGACCGCAGUUGUGAACAUGAGAGCAGCUGCGUUAACCGAUGAUCCGAGCCAUCCAGAAUACAUCGAAAAGGCGAUCCGAAGAAAUGCACGGACACGGAAAACUUUUGGUCGACCGGAUGCGUCCACAGACCGACUGUUCCAUGUUGAGCACGAGCAUCCCGCGACGGCCGCAACGUGCGCGGCUUGUCCGUCGGAAUGGGAAGAAAUGAGAAAUGCACGCGAAGAACCAGAUCCUCAGAUACACUACGGCAUCAUUGCCUCGGGAAAUAAGGUUAUGAAACACGGAGCGACGAGGGAACGGCUUCGCCAGGAGAUUGGAGUAUUGUGUUUCGAAAUGGAGGCGGCUGGUCUGAUGAUGGAUUUUCCUUGCAUAGCCAUCCGGGGGGUCUGUGAUUAUGCCGACUCACACAAGAACGAGCAGUGGCACGGAUACGCGGCAUUGGCCGCGGCAUCGUAUGCGAAAGAGUUGCUCGGCUAUGUGCCUGUCGCCCACGUAUCUCAAGAGAAGCUGGUCACAGAUGUCUGCAAAAUAUUGAUUCUUCUUCCUGUAGGCGAAAUUGUCGACGAAGUCAAGGAGGUCAACAAGGGCAUGCAAAGAGCGUUUCACCAGCGAGAAGACCAUCACCGUGAAAAGAUGGUAAGGGCACUAACCAAAGAGCAACAAGAGUGUCACCAAGCGUUCAAAACCUCUCCCUACGAGCAGUAUAAGAACAUCAAUCCAGGCCGCGCAGACGGGACGUGUCGAUGGAUUCUUGAGAACUCCCAAUACCUCGAUUGGUGGAGCAGUAGCCAUAAUGAUCUUUUGUGGAUAUCGGCCGAUCCGGGAUGCGGAAAAUCGGUUCUCGCAAAAUCCCUUAUUGACGUUGAUCUGAACACAUCUAGCUCGGUUUCCGUUUGCUACUUCUUCUUCAAAGACAAUGAGGAACAAAACAAUCUUGCCACAGCACUGUGUGCUGUGCUCCAUCAACUAUUUGGAAUGCAGCCGUAUCUCCUACGACAUGCCUUGCCAUCUUGGCAAAGGAACGGCACGAAGAUUCAACAAGAGGUGGACGAACUUUGGCGCAUCCUCGUGGCAGCAAUGUCGGAUUCCGCAUUCCUUAACACCGUCUGCAUUUUCGACGCGCUGGAUGAAUGUCGACCAAGUGACCGAGCCCAAUUAAUAGAGAAGCUAGAAAGGUUCUAUACUCAAACCAAUUCAUCAACCCGACAAAGCUGGCUGAAGUUCCUCGUGACUAGCCGUCCAUAUGACGAGAUCCAGGAGGGCUUCCGUCCAGCUACGCAAUUGUUUCCUCAUAUCCACGUCCGUGGGGAGGAGGAGAAUGAACGGAUUCAUGAAGAAAUCAGCCUUGUUGUGAAGAUGCGGGUAGCCGAGCUCGGCGAGAGUCUGCACCUGACACCAGAGACUCAGCAACGGCUGGAACAGCAACUUCUCAGGAUGGAGCAUCGCACCUACCUCUGGUUAUAUUUGGCUAUAGAUGAUAUCCGCACCAUGUUUCGGAAUAGCCUUCAACCCGAGGAAGAAUCCAUUCAAUUGGUUCCUGGCUCGGUCACGGCCGCAUAUGAGAAAAUCUUAAACCGAGUACCAUCCGACAAAUUCUCAGAUGUAAAAAUGAUCCUGAAGAUCAUUGUUGGUGCGCGGCGUCCGUUAACGAUCAAGGAAAUGGCGAUGGCUUUAGGGGUAGCUAAGUCACCGAGCUCGCGAACCGCGGCCAAAGCUAUGCUGAACCCGAAAGGAUUGGAUAAGAAGAUCCGUCAGCUAUGUGGGCUAUUCGUUUUUGUCAACAACACAAGGGUUUACUUGAUCCACCAGACAGCGAGAGAAUUUCUGAUCAACAGCGCCAUGCGAAAUGACAGCCGCGAGUGGGUGUUCCAACAGGUUGACACUGAGGAAUUAAUGUCAGAGAUCUGCAUCAAUUAUUUGUUACUGGAUGACAUGGAUGGCAAUCCACUACAAAACGGUGUGAACAGUGCAGCUUUCCUGGAGUAUUCCGCGGAGUAUUGGCCCGAUCAUGUCCGAGGAAUGCCUCCACUAGCAGGGUCAAAGGUAGAGGCUGGGCUGAAUCAACUUUACGAUGUCACCAGCGCACGAUUUGCGCUCUGGUAUCCCCUAUUCUGGACAGCAGUGAUGUCAUACAGUGGCAGGCCUAAGAUGAAUGCCAUCCGUCUCGCUGCUUUCAACGGGCAUAAGAAUGUAUUCCGAAGACUGAUCAUAAGGAAUGAAAGCACGAUCCAUCAACCAGAUGAGAACGGGACGAGAGCGUUGCAUUGGGCUUCUGAAAGGGGUCACCUCGAGAUUGUGCAGAUCCUCUUAGACAGGGGAGCCGACGUCAACGCUCAAGGUGGAAAUCAUGGCAAUGCUCUACAGGCAGCUUCUAAAAAAGGUCACCUUGAGAUUGUACAACUCCUAUUAGAGAACGAAGCCAACGUCAACGCUCAGAGUGAAGAAUUUGGCAUGACUGAACAGAACGGUGGUUUACAGUCAGCUGGCAAUGCUCUACAGGCAGCUUCUGAAGAAGGUCACCUUGAGAUUGUGCUGGUCUUGUUAGACAACGGAGCCGAAGUCAACGCUCAGGGUGGAGAAUAUGGCAAUGCUCUACAGGCCGCUUCUCAAGGGGGACACCUCGGGACUGUGCGGCUCCUAUUAGACAAGGGAGCCGACGUCAACGCUGAGGGUGGAGAACAUGGCAAUGCUCUACAAGCAUCUUCUCACGCGGGACACCUUGAGAUUGUGCAGCUCCUGUUAGACAAGGGAGCUUGCAUCAACACUCAGGGUGGAGACUAUGGCAAUGCUCUACAGGUCGCUUCUCAAGGAGGACACCUCGAGAUUGUACAGCUCCUGUUAGACAACGGAGCUGAAGUCAACGCUCAGGAUGAAGAAUGUCGCAGUUCUCUACAGGCAGCUUCUGAAGGAGGACACCUCGAGAUUGUGAAGCUCCUGUUAGACAAUGGAGCCGACAUCAACGCUCAGGGCCGACGUUAUAGCACAGCUAUUUAUGCUGCUUCUGAAGGAGGACACGUCGAGGUUGUGCAGCUCUUAUUAGACAACAAAGCCGACGUCAACGCUCAACAUGGAUAUUAUGGCAGUGCUCUACAGGCAGCCUCUAAAGAAGGACACCUCGAGAUUGUGCAGCUCCUAUUAGACAAUGGAGCCGACGUCAACGCUCGGGAUGGAGAAUACCGCAGUUCUCUACUCGCAGCUUCUGAAAAAGGACACCUCGAGAUCGUGCAGCUCCUGUUAGACAAUGGAGCUGACGUCAACGCUCAGGCUGUAAGUUAUUGCAAUUCUGAAGAAGGACUCCUCAAGAUCGCGCGGCUUCUGGCAGACAAAGAUGGAGAAUACCGCAGUUCUCUACUCGCAGCUUCUGAUCAGGGACACCUCGAGAUCGUGCAGCUCUUGUUAGACAAUGGAGCCGAUGUCAACACUCAGGAUGUAAGUUAUGGCAGUUCUUUACAGGCCGCUUCUGAAGAAGGACAUUUCAAGAUUGUGCAGCUUCUGUUAGACAAAGGAGCCGGCGUCAACGUUCAGGGUGGAGAAUAUGGCAGUGCUCUACAGGCCGCUUCUUGCGGGGGACACGCCGAGAUCGUGCAGCUUCUGUUAGGUAACGGAGCCGAGGUCAAUGCUCACUAUGGCAGUUCUUUAGUCAAAGCUUCUUAUCAAGGGCACCUCGAGAUUGUGCAGCUCCUGUUAGACAAAGGAGCCGACGUCAACGUUCAGGGUAGAGCAUAUGGCAGUGCCCUACGGGCCGCUUCUGAAGGCGAACACCUCGAGAUUGUGCAGCUUCUGUUAGACAGAGGAGCCGACGUCAACGUUCAAGGUGGAGAUCAUGGUAAUGCUCUACAGGCCACUUCUCAAAGGGGACACCUCGAUAUUGUGGAGGUCCUACUAGACAAUGGAGCCGACGUCAACGCUCAGGAUGUAAGUUGUGGCAGUUCUUCACGCGCCGCUUCUAUAGAAAAACACAUCGAGAUUGCGCAGCUUCUGUUAGACAACGGAGCCGACAUCAACGCUCAGGAUGGAGAAUAUGGCAAUGCUCUACAGGCCGCUUCUCAAAGGGGACACUUCGAUAUUGUGCAGCUCCUGUUAGACAUGGGGGCCGACGUCAACGCCCGUGUUGAAUAUGGCGAUGCUCUACAGGCAGCUUCUGAUGGAGGACACCUCGAGAUUGUACAGCUCCUGUUAGACAACGGAGCUGAAGUCAACGCUCGGGGUGGAGUUUAUGGCGAUGCUCUACAGGCAGCUUCUGAAGGAGGACACCUCGAGAUUGUGCAGCUCCUAUUAGACAACGGAGCCAACAUUGAGGCCGCUGAUGACGACGGUGCGACACCGCUAUGGGGGGCUGCUUGGAAAGGCCACAAAAAUGUCGUUCAGCUACUCCUUGAUAAGGGUGCUAAUAUUGAAGCCGCUGAUAAUGACGGCGAAACACCACUAUGUAGGGCUGCUUGGAAUGACCACGAAGCUGUCGUCCAGCUGCUCCUGGAUAAGGGCGCCAAUGUUGAGGCCGCUGAUAAUGACGGUGCGACACCGCUAUGGGGGGCUGCUUGGAAGGGCCACAAAAAUGUCGUCCACCUAUUGCUUGAAAAAGGUGUUGAUGUUGAAACCAGCGAUAAAUGUGGUAGCACUGCACUGCAGGUUGCUGUUUAUAGAUGUCAUGAGGCAGUCGAAAGAAUACUAAUCUCGGCGGGGGCUUCUGAUGUGGACUGUUUUGGUAUGCAGGCAUUGUUUUCAUGA